CAUUUGUGUCAACAAUGAGCAAUUUGAGCAAUUUGUCUCAAACGCAGGAAUACCUGAGUUUUCGGUCCAACGUGCCCUUGCGAAAAAUCACCGUCGACUCGGACGCGACGAAGUCAUGGCGAAUCUUCGAUUCCGGCCCGAAAACGAUCACGUCACCUCUGAUAUUGCUUCCGCCUGUAUCCGGAACGGCGGACGUCUACUACAAGCAGUUAUUAAGUCUGAGCGCUAAGGGCAUCAGGGUGAUCAGUUGCGAGAUGCCGGUUUACUGGAACGUCAAGGAUUUCUGCGAAGGCUUCAAGAAACUGAUCGACCACCUCAAACUGGACAGGGUGCACAUUUUUGGUUCGGCUUUGGGUGGCUAUUUGGCACAGAAGUUUGCGGAGUACACGAUAAACAGCGAUCGCGUGGCUAGUUUGAUUUUGUGCAACACAUUCUCGGACACGGCGGUCUUUAACAAUCACGAUUCCGCUGCCCUGUUCUGGAUUUUGCCGGCUUUAGUUUUAAAGAAAAUGAUUAUGGGCAACUUCAACAGUGGGGAAGCGGACCAUCAAACUGUGGAUUCCAUUGAUUUUAUGGUUGAACGACUUGAAAGUCUCCCACAGACAGAACUGGCAAGUCGUUUAACAUUGAACUGCUUAAAGGGUUAUGUAGAAGCUCAUAAACUAUCUCAAAUUCCCAUUACAAUAAUUGAUGUGUUUGAUGAAUAUGCAUUGUCAAAUGCAGUAAGGGAGGAAUUGUAUAAAUGUUAUCCACAUGCCAAACUAGCACAUUUGAAGACUGGAGGAAAUUUUCCUUUUCUAAGCAGGAGUGGUGAAGUUAAUUUGCAUUUACAGAUUCACCUCCGGCAAUUCGACGAAACAAAAGAUUCAGCAUCGGAUCGACCCCUGAUAAAAAAGAAUUAAAACCAAACCAAAGAAAAUCGCCCUUUUAUUGCCUUAAGUUAGCUUCCAUAUCUCAUAGGAUUCAUAAAUUUAGUGUAAAUAUGUCCAUGGAUUAUGAUAAAAUCUGUUGAUUUUAAAAGAAACAACAAAAAACAUACAAGUCAUAGAAUAAUUAGUUUAUAAGUAAAAUAUGUAUAUAUGUGUUAAAAACUGACGACUUUGAAAGAAGUGGAACUUAUUAAUGUUUAUACUUUAUUAAAUAAAAAUAUUAAACGACAA
This is a messenger RNA of Aethina tumida (small hive beetle), 1160 nucleotides long. Its product is annotated as maspardin-like. NCBI's taxonomy places the organism in Eukaryota, Metazoa, Arthropoda, Insecta, Coleoptera, Nitidulidae. The record is from RefSeq and is a predicted model, not a curated record. The coding region runs from base 15 to 902 and encodes 295 amino acids. The transcript is spliced from 3 exons.